GCAACUGCGGAAACAUCUGUAAUUGACACCACACAUGUCACAGAACUGUCAGUAGCAAAACCUCGUCACCUUUCAACCCUUAGAACGUUUUCUUUCAAUCUUUAAUUUUUUCAUAACGACAGAAACGUCAAUUGCGCGCGCGUUACAUCCGCUCGCACGAAUGUGACACACACGCAACCGAUUGAAGAGUUCCAAAUAGAGGUGUCCAAAUUAGGUUUUGCCGAUUUAAUCGCGCGAGUUUCUCCGUGACUGUCCCAAAUCGCGCAAUUGCACGGAAAUGGGAUCGUUGACCAGCAGACAGAACGCUGGCGUCGAGGAGGUUGACAUCACGUCGAACAACGCGUACAAAUAUCCCCCGCGAUCUGGUUCCUAUUUUGGUAGUCACUUUAUAAUGGGCGGCGAACGAUUCGACACACCUCAACCCGAGGCGUAUCUUUUCGGGGAGAACACGGAUUUAAACUUCUUAGGAAGUCGUCCAACCCCCUUUCCGUAUCCUCCGCCUCAAGCGAACGAUCCUACCAAGACCUUGAAGAGUUUAGUGAACAUUCGAAAGGAAUCUCUGAGACUGGUGCGCAACAUGGAUCACACGUCGGCGACCGUUCAGUACAACAACGUCAAACGUUACAACAAAGACAUUAAACUGAAUCCCUUCAACAUCGAGUUUGUGUUCGACUGUGAUGUGAAGUGCGCAAUAACGAUAUAUUACUUCUGUCAAGAGGACGUAACCACGAAAGGCGUCAAAUACAUACCCAGAGAUAUAGACAUGACUUCGGAAACGUAUCACUACAACAAAGGAGCGAACCAAUUGUUCUCGCAACCGUCGCACAUAUUCGAUCCGUCGUUGGAGGAUGCGGCGGAUAUGGUGUACAACGUGAACAAAGAAAUUAUUCCGAUAGCUAUACAUUGCGUAGCGGAGGAGGGAUCGGACGAUCCGAAACAGUCUCACACGACGAUAGCCGUGGUCGAGAAACAUCCCGACGGCACGUACGUUUUGAAAGCGCUCAAGCAGAAGCUGUACGUGGACGGUUUGUGUUAUUUGUUGCAAGAGAUUUACGGAAUCGAGAACAAAAACACCGAAAACGCCAAGCAACAAGGCAGCGACGAGGACACCGAGGACAACGGUUCCGAAUGCGUUAUCUGCAUAAGCGAGGUGCGCGACACGUUGAUUUUGCCGUGCAGGCAUUUGUGUUUGUGCAACUCGUGCGCCGACUCGCUCAGAUAUCAGGCGAACAACUGUCCGAUAUGUCGCGCGCCUUUCAGAGCGCUUUUGCAAAUCAAAGCUCUUCAGAAAGCGACCGGCACGAUCAUCGCCAAUCCGGCGUUGCCAGAGGGAAGCUGCGAGAAUAUUCCACCAGGUUACGAGGCGGUGUCUCUGAUAGAAGCUCUGAACGGACCUUACACUCCGCGAACCGCUAUCAUCGCGCCGGAAUCUCCCGAUACACCCGACACGGAUACGGCGAGCGCUAUUCAAGCCGCGGAAACUUUGAAUCGCUCGGCCGAGCGCACACCGAUUUCUAAACACGCAUCCGCCAAAGAAGCCGACAUAUCAGCCAGAUCGAGCGGCACCGCUUGCCCGACUCCCGAGUUCCGUAUGUCCGUGUUGCUGGCCAGGGACGAACACUCGGGUUCUCAAAAAGAUCUCCACAACAGAUCCCCGGCUAUGCGUACCAAAUCGGUGCACACACGCGACAAAUCCAGUUUGAGAACGCGCGACACCCUCAGACUGGUCAACGAGAAGCAACCAGCAGCCUCGUUGUACGAGGGCCAAGGUCACGACGAGGACAGCGAGGCAGAGAAGUUGUCACCGUUGUUGGAUGCGGCUACAAGCACCGAAGCUCUGGACGUACAUUCCCACAGAAUAUGCGAUAUUGAUGUCGACGACGAGAUUCAGAACACGGAAAACGAGACGGAUACAGAUCUUAACUGUCAUUCGCGCUAGACACGUAAAGUGUUUUUUUUUCCUCACGAAGCUUUCAUUCUCGAGCAGUUUGGUUACCAUUACUGAAUAAUAAGUUUUUAAAUUUUUCGCGAAAUUAUUUAUUUAUUCAGGAGUUUUAAGCAAUUUUUUUUAAUGCGGGGGAAUCCUCAUGGACACUCUCAGUUCUCUGAAAAGGCUGAGAGUAGUGUCGGACUCGUACCGACUAUAGAACUCCCACGGUGUGCCUAUCCCGCGCGUUUGGGAGAACCCGUCGCGAACUCACCACCAGUGCUCUCUUCCGCGCUUAACAAUUCGGGGAGGCCAAAUAGACUCCUUCCGAGUCUGCCUAACGCUGACGGCAGGACAGGACAUACUGUCCCGCCCUUCUCUCAUGAAUCUUUUUUUUUUUUUUUGUUUUAUACACACGUCCACGUAGAUUCGCGCGCUCUCUAGGAUAGUUCAAGUAAAAAUUUUAUUUUAUUUGAAGAAUUCCAAAAAAAAUCUCGUACUUUCCCUACGCGAAAUUAUUUUCCUUGUAUAGAAACAAAUUCUUACGUGCGGUUUUUUGUGAAUAAAUAUAAAAUCUACAUUUUUGCAUAAUAGAAUAACUUAGGACUUAGGUAUAAAAAAAAAAAAAAAUUACAUUCUAUCACUCUGUGUAUUUACUAAUGUAAAGAAGAUGCAAAUAAUGGUAUUUUUUAUGAAUCCUUUAGGUCGAUAGAACGUGAAGCACACAUAUACAUAACAUAUAAAUAUAUACACAUGUACAUAUACGCGUAUAUACUAGGGCUAAUAAUUCUGUGAUGAGAUGUUCAGCUGCUGAUGUACUCUUGCUUUGUUCAACUUUUCGCACGUGUGUCACAAGCACACUUUCUCGUUACGAAUCUUCGCGGAAGCAAAACAUAUCGCAAAAUGAUGUAUCAACGAAGUUCUCGUUGUAUAAAUCAGCUGAUAUUCAUCCUCUCGAAUGCGAGGACAAAAAUGGAUUACUUGGACAUUGUCUGACACAUUAGAGAUACCACGGAUAUUAUUAACUCUGAUAUAUAGCUCCUCGAAUUGUAAAGACUGUAUUACAUUAAAAAAAAAAAAAAGAAAAAAAAAACAGAACGCUACUGCAUUUUGCAAUAAGAUAUAAAUUAUUAUAUUGAUUUACAAGCUGCAAACUGAUACUAGGUAAUAAAGGUGCUUCCACUUCAUUUGAAAUCCAA
Molecule: messenger RNA, 3126 nt
Organism: Pseudomyrmex gracilis
Lineage: Eukaryota; Metazoa; Arthropoda; Insecta; Hymenoptera; Formicidae
Gene: Mrgn1
Product: RING finger protein 157
Exons: 9
Coding region: 278-1939 (553 amino acids)
Biological process (GO): protein ubiquitination
Cellular component (GO): cytoplasm
Molecular function (GO): ubiquitin protein ligase activity
Source: RefSeq, a predicted model, not a curated record